Prinia subflava (tawny-flanked prinia) is the source of this 2002-nucleotide messenger RNA. Its product is annotated as serine/threonine-protein phosphatase 4 regulatory subunit 3-like. Gene Ontology annotation, biological process: DNA damage response; protein dephosphorylation. Gene Ontology annotation, cellular component: nucleoplasm; protein phosphatase 4 complex. Lineage: Eukaryota; Metazoa; Chordata; Aves; Passeriformes; Cisticolidae. Gene Ontology annotation, molecular function: protein phosphatase activator activity. The record is from RefSeq and is a predicted model, not a curated record. The annotation marks the transcript as partial. The transcript has 11 exons.
UUGGAAGUUACCCCGCAUCUUCUGCAGCCACCAGAGGAACACCAGGAAGAAAUGGCUGCAAUUGGCCCUUGGAUCAACCUUCCUCCUUGCGAGGUUGACAGACUGGCAGAGGUUGCUGAGCUGAUCAUCUCUGCUCUCUCCUCAGCCAGCUGCAGGAAAAAGCUGGCGCUGGCCUUGAAGAAGGAAGGCUACAUUCCCAAGCUCUUACAGCUCUUCCAGUUCUGUGAGGAGUUACAGCUCAGCCAGGCCUUGCAGCAUUUGUCAGCCAUUAUUCAGGGCAUUCUGUGGCUUGACCAAGCAGCUGUGCUGGAGGUGAUGCUGUCGCAGGAGUGUAUCAUGGAUGUGGUCGGAUGCCUUGAGUACGGGCCUUCUUUGGCACAGCCCAAAUGGCACCGACAGCUCCUGUGGCGAACAACCAAGCUGAAGGAGCUUCCUCCCAUCCGAGACCCUGAGCUCCAGCAAAAAUUCCACCAGAUGUACUGGGCACAGUUUAUUCGGGCUGUCAUCUUGCCCAAGGUCUCUGGGGUGGGAGGGGCUUCUCUGCCCAGCCUCACCUCCUUCAUCAACUGCAAGAAAGAGGAGAUCUUCCGUGUGCUGGAGAAAGACCAGAAAUUCUGGUCAGAAGUUCUGGUCCAGUUAACAGAUGAAGCUACAGGUGCCCACCAGCGAUGGGAAUUGGUGAACUUUCUGAAGGACUUCUGUGCCUUUUCCGUCCCGUUUCACCAGAACAGAGAGGCAUUUUUACAAAGUUUGAUCAAGCUGGGACUUCUUCCUGCUCUUGAAAUUCUACUGGGAAUGGAUGAUCUGCAAGUGGCAUCUGCUGCCACAGAUAUCUUGUCCUAUCUUGUUGACCUUUGUCCAUUCCCGGUCCAAGAAUUUGUCAUGCAAGAGGCCCAGCAGAGGGACUAUGGCACCGACCUCAUUCGUAUGCUCAUGAAGCAGAUGGUGUGCCACCCUCUUGCUGCAUUUGGAGGAGCUGAUCAGGUCAUGGAGCUGUUGCAGAUGCUGCUUGAUCCAGGAAAUCUGCUGGCCACAGCUGAGGUAUCCAGAAUACUUGUAUUUUUCAAUUCCUUCUACACCCGCUGUCUUCCUGUUCUGACUGCGCUGCUUCUGGCCAAUCCAGCAAAAGAUGAUUAUCAAACAGCACAGCUCCUGGCCUUAAUUUUGGAGCUGCUGAGUUUUUGUGUGACGCGGCAUAAGGAACACAUGAGGGCUUACAUCCUUCACUGGGAUUUGCUAAGAAGAGUCCUCCUCUUGAUCAGUUCCAAACACACAUUUCUGGCCCUGAAUGCUCUGCACUUCCUGAGGAAGAUCAUUGCCCAGAAGGAUGAGGUUUAUACCCAUUAUAUCAUCCAGGGAAACCUCUUGGCCCCCCUCGUGCACACUCUGCUGGACAAUGGAGCUAUGUCCAACCUGCUCCACUGGGCUGUGCUGGAGCUGUUUGAAUUCCUCAGACUGGAAGACUGUCAGUCCCUGGUUACCCAUGUCAUCGAGAACUUCUAUCCUGCACUGGAAUCCAUCACCUAUGUGCAGACAUUCCAGGGACUGAAGAGGAAAUAUGAGAGAGACAAGCACCGACAAAAGCAGAGUGUGCACAGGGCUCCUUCCUUCUUGGGCAGAGGUGCAAGAGCAUCAGAGCAAGAACAACAAAUUAUCAUCGAAGGAGCCCAAGGCGGGGCAGCUCAGACACCACCAACUAGCUUCAAGGGCUCCUCUUCAAAGAAGGCAACCCCGUGCCUCCUGCUGAGGGCCUCCAAGAGACAUCAACCAGUGGAGUCUAACAAUGAUCAAGAGGAGGAAGUUCCAAAGAAAAGACCGCGUCUGGCCUGAGGAAGCCCAUAUUUUGGUGUUUUAGGGCUAGAAAUAGUUGGAUGUUAAAUAGUUAUAUAGUUGAAUAGUGUUAAUAGGUAAAAAGUUGUAUUUAGUUUGUAUUAGUUGUAAUAGUUUGUAUUAGGUUUAGCUUGUUUGUUAAUAGAUUUGCUGUUUUCUGUAGAUAGAUAAG